AUGGCUUCCUAUAGUUCCUUCAUUUUAGCAUUUUUCAUUGCUAUUUCCAUCUCAAGCAUGGAGACUAGCCUGGCAACUCGUCAUCUUCUACAAACAACAAAUCCAACUACACCAACUCUUCCAAAACCAACAUUGCCACCUUUGCCAACAAUCCCAACUUUACCUCAAGCAAAUGUUCCAUCUUUGCCAACAAUCCCAAAACCAACUCAACCAUCAAUUACAAUCCCAACCAUUCCAACUAUUCCACAGUUCACUCUUCCACCAUUUCCUAACAUUCCUACUACAAUCCCAAUCACAAUGCCAACACUCCCCUUCUUUUCUCCACCACCUUCAAAAACCACCCCUUGA
This is a messenger RNA of Lathyrus sativus (Indian pea), 348 nucleotides long. NCBI's taxonomy places the organism in Eukaryota, Viridiplantae, Streptophyta, Magnoliopsida, Fabales, Fabaceae. The record is from the annotation of a GenBank genome assembly.